Ipomoea nil (Japanese morning glory) is the source of this 1706-nucleotide messenger RNA. Its product is annotated as transcription factor MYB1R1. Bases 437 to 1552 code for a protein of 371 amino acids. The record is from RefSeq and is a predicted model, not a curated record. Gene Ontology annotation, molecular function: DNA binding. The transcript has 3 exons. Gene Ontology annotation, biological process: response to auxin; response to ethylene; response to gibberellin. NCBI's taxonomy places the organism in Eukaryota, Viridiplantae, Streptophyta, Magnoliopsida, Solanales, Convolvulaceae.
AAUUACAAAAGGCCGACAAACAAAAAAGCAGGAGCUAUCUGAUUAGGGCGAGAACAGUGAAUUGAGGUGGAUGGGCGAAUCCAACAAACAAGACAACCUUGUUCUCCGAAUUCUCGUAAUUAUGCUAAAAAUAAAAAUGCAGACCUCAAUCUGGAAAUCUAUAUCCAAAUUCACUGUUCUCCUACUGCACACUGCACAUAUCUUUACAUUUAUCCGAAUUCAAUAUGCACCUUGCUUGCAAUUUCUCAAUAGUCUUUAGUCUUUUCCCCUCCACAAACUCCGCAGUCCACCCCCACUUCCCCGGCAAAGCGACCUACGCAAACAAAUUUGUCCACACAUAUACUAUCCGAUAAUACCACCCGUCGUAGGUUGUAACUUGUAACUACGAAAGUAGGAAUCUUUUCUUGAAAAUCGGCUGAUUUGGAUAUCUGGGUCGAUGCCUCGACGCUGCUCUCAUUGCAGCAACAACGGUCACAACUCAAGGACGUGCCCGGCGAGGGGUGGCGCCGCCGCUGGCGGCGGCGGCGGCGUAGGAGUGAAGCUCUUCGGGGUGAGACUUACGGAUGGGGGGUCGAUCAUGAAGAAGAGUGCUAGCAUGGGGAACCUCUCCGCCCUCUACCAUUCGUCCUCGUCCGCCGCCGCGUCUCCCAACCCGGGCUCGCCGUCCUCGGAUGCUUUCCGUGAACCGGUGCACUUGUCCGACGGGUAUGCCUCCGAUGAUCCAACCCACGCUUCUUGUUCCACCAAUCGUCGAGCUGAAAGAAAGAAAGGUGUUCCGUGGACAGAGGAAGAGCACCGGCUUUUCCUACUUGGUCUGCAGAAGCUGGGCAAAGGGGAUUGGCGGGGUAUAUCAAGGAACUAUGUAACUUCAAGAACGCCCACUCAGGUAGCAAGCCAUGCCCAAAAGUAUUUUAUCCGCCAGAGUAACGUUACCAGGAGAAAGAGAAGGUCUAGCCUCUUUGACAUGGUUGCGGAUAUGGCUACAGAAUCCCGACCAUUUCCAGAAGAACAGUUUAUGCUCCCCCCUCGAGCGUUAGAAACUGACGAGGCAGAGGCAGAGGCAGAGACAGAGGCGGUGGAAACUGAUCGUGCACAUUCGUUACCUUCUUUACAGCUCUCUCUCAAGCCAGGAUUUGAAUCGAUGGAAACCACCCCAAGUGAGCCUGUCGAAAACACAGAAGAAAACGUGACACCCUCAUUGGAAGCUCCUCGGGUGUUCCCCACAUUCAUCCCGACUUACAUCCCCAUUUCAUUUCCAUUAUGGUCAUCAAACGCUGUUCCUCUGGAUGAAGAUACAGGAGGAGAUACCUCCCACCAUCAGAUCCUGAAACCUAUACCAGUAGUCCCUAAAGAACUGGUCAACGUAGAUGAACUAGUGGGAAUGUCCCAGCUGAGCCUAGGCGAAAGCAUUUCUUGCCAAAUAGAACCCUCCCCGCUUUCUCUUAAGCUGACCGGAGAACCAUCAAGACAGUCGGCAUUUCAUGCCAGCACCCCAGUUCAUAGCAGCUCAGAAAUUGUCAAGGGUGAAGCUUCUCCACUCAAAGCAGUUUAAGUGUACCUGGUAGGUCUCAUAUUCACUUUUCCCUGUUAUCCUUUCUUGUUCUGGUGUAAUUACCUCUGCUCUAAUGUAGCUUAGGGUCUGUGAAAAGGGCAAUAUUGUAUAUAGUGUUCUCCAUCUUGAUGAACAGCUAGGGUCUUUACAUGAA